CCAAAACCAGCCAACGUGAAAACGACAAGCUAAAGCCAAUCAAGAAUAGCUGCUUGGCCAUGGAACAAAAACGACGUGUCUGCUACUUUUAUGAUGCCAAUGUUGGCAACUACCAUUAUGGCCCUGGUCAUCCCAUGCGACCCCACCGUAUAAGAAUGUGCCAUGGCCUUGUUAUGAAUUAUGGCUUGUACAAGAAGAUGGAAAUCUAUCGUGCCAAACCCGCCAACAAAUGGGAGAUGACCCAGUUUCAUACUGACGAGUACAUCGAUUUCCUUUCGCGUGUCACACCAGAGAAUAUGGAUCAGUAUCAGAAAGAGCAAGCCAAAUUCAACGUCGGUGAUGAUUCGCCUGUAUUUGAAGGCUUAUUUGAAUAUUGCGGCUUGAGUGCUGGCGGAUCGAUGGAGGGAGCGGCUCGACUGAACCGUGGGUUAUGUGAUAUCGCCAUCAAUUGGGCUGGAGGGCUGCAUCAUGCUAAGAAAUCCGAAGCGUCUGGAUUCUGUUAUGUAAACGACAUUGUUCUUGGUAUUCUGGAACUGUUACGAUACUAUGCUCGUGUGUUAUACAUCGACAUUGAUGUGCAUCACGGCGACGGUGUGGAAGAAGCGUUUUAUACUACUGAUCGCGUCAUGACUGUGAGCUUUCACAAGUAUGGUGAAUUUUUCCCCGGCACAGGUGAACUCAAGGAUGUUGGUGCAGGCAAAGGCAAAUACUACAGUGUCAACUUUCCUUUGAGGGAUGGUAUUGAUGAUGAAAGCUACAAAUCUGUAUUUGAGCCAGUAAUUGAGAAAGUGAUGGAAUGGUACCGUCCCUCUGCUGUUGUAUUACAAUGUGGUGGUGACUCGCUCAGUGGUGAUAAAUUGGGCUGCUUCAAUCUGUCAAUGAAAGGCCAUGCCAACUGUGUGGAAUACGUGAAGAAGUUUAAUCUACCUACAUUGGUGCUUGGUGGUGGAGGUUACACUAUGCGCAAUGUGGCACGUGCGUGGGCCUAUGAAACGGGUGUGGUAGUCGGUCAAGAAAUUGGUCCUGAUAUGCCAUAUAACGAUUACUAUGAGUAUUUUGGACCGGAUUACAAACUUGACGUGCGUCCAAGUAAUAUGGAAAACAUGAACACACCCGAUUACUUGGAGAAAAUGAAGAUGCAGGUCUAUGAAAAUCUUUCAAGGACAUUAUUUGCUCCUAGCGUUCAGAUGCAGGAGGUACCUGGCGAUCACAUCGUCUCUGAUGAUGAAGACGAAAAUGAUCCCAACGAUCGAUAUCCACAGUCGUUCUGGGAUCGUCGCAUUGUUCCAGACAAUGAAUAUUACGAUUCCGAUGAAGGAGAAACACAAAAUACACCCGGGAUGAAAAAGAGCCGACAUUAUCAAGCUUAUGAUGACGAUAAUCAUGAGUAUGACGGAGAUGAGAGCGAUGGUGGACAAGCGAACGGCAAAGCACCGUCCGCGGACAACACACGAGCUUCCUCCAUGAGUAUCGAUGACAAGCAGCCUAUGGAGAUUUCUCAAGAUGAAGAAAGACAAAUUGCAGAGGCUCUUUUGGAUGACAAGGUCAAGGUGGAGCCAACGGAAUCCAACGAUGGACUAAAAGAGGACGAGGAUGUGACGAUGACGGAAUCCGCCAAGCAAGAUGAAGCCUCCACGGAACCAGCGUCGGCGGAUAAAGGGGGUUCAGCUGAUGCGUUGAAAUCUGAAUCAUCUGCGAUUGCACCACCCAAUCCGCCUACGUCUGCCAAGAGAAAAGCCGUCGAUGACAGUGAAGAAGAGGGUGAAGUGGUUUCUCACAAGUCGACUUCACCGGCACCCAAAGAAAUCAAGGAGACGAUCAGCACCACGAGUACCACCGAAGCACCCGCGUCUCCGAAAGUGGAUACCGAGGAACCGAAAGAUAAGGUGGAAAAACAAGAGCCCAUGGAUAUACUGGAAGAAGGUGAAAUACCAGAUAGUCCGACCGACAAAACUGCAUAGUUCUCUCACACCCAUCCAACCAACCUCACACGCACCCACAUGAAUCAUUUUUAACUGUUCUUACUUUAUAAAUUCGCCAUUGCCAUUGUUUUGUCCUCGCCAACUUUUUUUUUCUUGAUCUGUCUUUGAACGGUAUGUCUCAUGAUAGUAUCUCGGUGAGCACAUCUAGGAAAAAUGAAAGAAC
Molecule: messenger RNA, 2145 nt
Organism: Radiomyces spectabilis
Lineage: Eukaryota; Fungi; Mucoromycota; Mucoromycetes; Mucorales; Radiomycetaceae
Exons: 13
Coding region: 60-1961 (633 amino acids)
Molecular function (GO): histone deacetylase activity
Source: RefSeq, a predicted model, not a curated record